AUGCUGCCCGUCCAGUAUGGCCAACUGGCCGAUGAUGGAGAUGAGGCAAACAAGGCGUGGACAGGGGAGAAGAGGCGCCGCAAGCACCUGCCCCCAUCAUCUUCCGAUGCUCCUGCCACUGCCCACGACCAUGGAGACAUGGAGGAGGUCACCAUCCAAGGGUGCCAAGAUCCGAUUUCUCAUGCGACAGACAUGGAGCUGCUGCUCAGAACAGAUUCGGCACACGAAGAAAGCUACGGGCAGAACUCCCUUAUCAGCGAGGAAGACCAUGGAGAUAUGGAGGACACCAUCAAAGGGUGCCAAGAUCCGACUUCUCAUGCAACAGACAUGGAGGGCACCAUCCAAGCAGGCCAAGAUUAUGAUCUGCUGCUGAAAACAGAGCCGGCAAAAGAAGAAAGCGAGCAGUGUUUCGGGCCGUACUUCCUUCUCAGCAAGGAAGACCAGGCCAAGGAUCGUCAAUUUUUGCUUGCCAAUAUUCAGAAGGAGGACGAUUAUCCUACUGACCUGCCACUUUAUUUGACACGGGAGGAACACCGCAAGAUAGAAGCGCGCCUUGCACGCUAUCGCGUCGCUUAUUACAAGGUUGUGAAUCCGGAGUGCGCACGUCAGCUCAAGGAACCAGAAGAAUACACCGAUGAUGAACUUCUUAACGAGUCGUACUUUGCGGGGUUAGAGGAUGAUGAAAGUUUUGAGUGGUACAUCCAUCGUGAAGACACGUACAACAUUGAAUUGAAUGACUACCAACGGAUUGUCCCUCGUAAUUUUCUGCCUGGUAGGAGUGGAAACCUGUACGGCUAUCAUGAUGAGUACCGCUCACGUUAUCAUACAUAUAAAAUUGAUGAUGUUUAUGUCAAGUACUAUGCAGAAAUUUCAAAGAAAAUCAAGUGGAUUGCAGAUUUUUUGCAUCUGGAUCGCAAGACUAAGGAUUGGAUAGAAUGGGAUACUAGAGCAUGGAGGCAAGCAUUGAGGAUUGCAACUGGCUUUCCCCAUAUGACUGAAAAAUUAGCUGGUUAUGCUUAUGACGAGUACAUUACGGAGCUGGAAAUGGAUGCGUCCCUCAAGGACAUAGAUCUCCUCUAUUUUGAGAUCUGGAGGCUUGUCGCUAAAGAAAAUAGAACUUACAAAGAGGCUGUGAAGGAAGUUUAUGAGUCUGGCGAGUUCCCUAUACACAAAGCAGUACUACAUGCUGAACUCAAUGGGGGCCAUAUCUUUGUAACGAUGCAAGAAAUGAUCUACGCUGUUGUCCUGGAGGGUGGCAUUGAACUGACUGACGAAGAGAAGAAAGCUAGGGGUGUGUUUAGGAAGUUAUCUUUCAGCAUGCAUAAACCACUGAACAUGGCUCAGUAUGCUCAGAAGAAGGUGGAGAUAGCAAAACAGUUGAAGCUGGACAAUGAGGAUGGAUUUGUUCCUUUUAGACCCUUUGAGUUCUGA
Triticum aestivum (bread wheat) is the source of this 1431-nucleotide messenger RNA. RefSeq lists its product as uncharacterized. The transcript has 11 exons. Bases 1 to 1431 code for a protein of 476 amino acids. NCBI's taxonomy places the organism in Eukaryota, Viridiplantae, Streptophyta, Magnoliopsida, Poales, Poaceae. The record is from RefSeq and is a predicted model, not a curated record.